GUUUUUCAUAUGACUUCAGUGAUUUUUCACAAAACGCUCAAGUUUUUACGACAUAUCAAUAUCCGAAUGAAGCGUUAAGCAAGAAUGCCGAAGAAAACGGAAAGGAUACAAAAAGAACCUAUACUUUUUAUAGGGUACGGAAUUUUAGUUUUUUGACGUACUUCCCCGAAAAAGCAACAGGAAGCUACUGCAACUGUCAGGUUCCGGGUGGUAUCUUCUGCAGAGAAAAGAGUCACGCGCCAAAACGAGAUGUCAAAGUCACAGGCAAAAGAAAAUACUGGCAAGCAGACGGCCCAAACGGGCAAGCAGACGGCACGCUUAAAUGAGGCAAAGAAGGAGCUAAAAUGUGGCAUAUGCACGGACAAGUUCCAUGAGCCAAAGCUAUUGUCAUGUCUACAUUCUUUCUGUACGAAUUGCCUAAGGAGGUACGUGGAGAAAGGAAAAUUCAAGACAAAGUUCCCGUGCCCUUUGUGUAGCAGAAGCAUUGACAUACCGAAAAAUGGAGGGAUAAAGUCGCUGAAAGCAAACAUGUACCUAAUGGCAUCAGAGAGCACCGACAAAGCUCCACCUUGUGAUAUAUGUGAUCAAGGAAACCGCUCCACUGAACGAUGUCUGGACUGUGAGGAAAACAUGUGUCAGAGUUGUCUUUCCUAUCACAGCAAGAUGAAGGCAACCAGAGUCCAUAGAACUGCUCCCAUCGGUGAUAAUGCAAAGUCAAAACCAAAGAUUCAGCAGAAACAAUUCUGUGACCAGCAUGAACAAGAGGAACUACGCUUCUUCUGUAUUCCAUGUGCCAAGAUCAUCUGCAGAGACUGUAAAACACUCUCCCAUACUGUCCACCAAACAAUGGAAAUCAAUGAAGUAGCCGAAUCACGGAAGCGCGAAAUUGGAAAAGCCGUCCGCCACACGAAAGACUUCUUGCCACGCAUUGCCGCCCAUGUUAAAACAUUGAACACAAUGAUGAAAAGUCUAGGAAACAAUACACAAGAAACGACCAAAGACAUUAAAGCACAAGCUAAGAAGUUUCAUGAGGAAGUUGACAGAAUGGCAGCGGAAAUGAUCUCAGAAAUUAAGCAAAAGAAUAAAGAGAUGGAAAAUACACUGCAACGUAAUAUAAAAGCUACGGAGGUCGUACAUGCUUCCAUGGAAUCCAUUAUUAUGGCAGCAGAGUCGUUCAUGAAUGUCGGAAGUGAUCAUGACAUCAUUGAAAACUCCGUCAACAUCAAAAAUCGGGUAGAAAAUUUGCCAAAGGAAAUCCCUGGGGAAUCUGUAGAGUUCAUUGAAUUUAAAUUCCGCCCUGGUCCAAUUCCGUCUACGGAUCUGUGGAGUUGCUUCGGAAACUGGACAUCCGACGUAGCCGCCAAUGUUGCAAUAUCCAUACCACGUCAAAUUGGACCCGCCAUGACCUUGAUCGUACGCGAAUUAAGUUCGUUCGCUGUGCUGGGAGGCAAAGCUAUUAUAUCCAUCGCUCCGUCUAAAGAUGGAAAUGCCUGGAUAUGUAACAGUUUAUCUGAGCAUAUUUUUCAGUAUACGAAAAGUGGGCAAUGUAGGUCACACAUCAAAACGGGCUCAGAGGUCGGAGAUAUUUUUGUAGCGUCGGAUGAUACCGUUAUGAUGUCUUUCCCGUCUCAAAGAAAAAUACGCAGAAUGACAGCAAAUGGACAAAUAUCUGACUUCGCCAAUCUACCAAUGUAUCCUGCCGGAGUUACCCAAACGGAGCAAGGUGAUGUUCUAGUGUGCGCCAUGGAAAAGCUCGGGGAAUCUGUACGGGGACCUGAGUCAAAAGGAGCUGUACUGAGGGUCAACAACUUUGGAAGGGUAGAAAAGUUCGACAAGGAGAGAAACACCACUCUCUUUACCAGACCUAUUCGGAUAACUGUAAAUGCUAAUAAAGACAUCAUCAUCUCGGAAUGGGCGAAAGGAAACGAUCAUGUUGUAGCUCUGACAUCAGAUGGGAAGAUGAAAUGGCGCUAUUACGGUCCAAAGACAAUCGAGCUGAACCAACCGUUUGUUCCAAAUGCCUUAGCCACAGAUAAAUAUGGUCAGAUUUUGAUUGCCGACUCCCACAACCGUGCGGUUCAUCUGGUGGACAAAGAUGGUAAUUUCAUCAAGCUUCUACUUACAGAGAAGGACGGACUAGGGGAGCCAUGGUCCGUCGCUGUUGACAUCGAAGGUUUCCUCUGGGUUGGAGACACAGAAGGAAAUGUUAAAGUUUACAAAUAUAUGUCUUAGAAAAACAUGUUUCAGUAAUUUAUUAAGAUGUUCAGAGACACGCCAUUUUAUUUUCUUUUUUUUCUUUUUUCACAUGAAUGAGUGCAUGGCAACUGAUUUAUCCAAUAAUAAACGAAAAAAUAUA
Molecule: messenger RNA, 2356 nt
Organism: Mercenaria mercenaria
Lineage: Eukaryota; Metazoa; Mollusca; Bivalvia; Venerida; Veneridae
Product: E3 ubiquitin-protein ligase TRIM71-like
Exons: 4
Coding region: 250-2232 (660 amino acids)
Biological process (GO): positive regulation of DNA-templated transcription
Cellular component (GO): nucleoplasm; chromatin
Molecular function (GO): zinc ion binding; ubiquitin-protein transferase activity; protein binding
Source: RefSeq, a predicted model, not a curated record